Messenger RNA from Solanum lycopersicum (tomato), 935 nucleotides. NCBI's taxonomy places the organism in Eukaryota, Viridiplantae, Streptophyta, Magnoliopsida, Solanales, Solanaceae. The record is from RefSeq and is a predicted model, not a curated record.
AUGGAUCAGUUUUCACUUUCAUUGACCAAUUUCAAAGGUGUGACACCUGAGUUGAUUGACACUCGUUAUGCUAUUUUAGUUUUGGUUAUUCCAAGUGCAAAUGAUGAUUGGAGCCAUAAUGAGAUGGAGAUAGUGGAAGUAGUUGCUGAUCAGGUGGUUGUGGCCCUAUCCCAUGCGAUUGUUCUUGAAGAGUUAAUGAGGGAGAAACUAGAAGCGAGGAACGAUUUGCUGCAACAGGCUAAGGAGAAUGCUGUGAAGGCAAGCCAGACAAGGUAUUCGUUUCAGAAGGUAAUGAACAAUGGGAUGAGACGACCAAUGCACUCGAUUUUGGGUUUGCUUUCCAUACUUCAAGAUGAGAACACAAGCACUAAUCAGAAGAUUAUUAUCGACACAAUUGUGAGAAUAAGCACCGUUCUGUUAAACUUAAUAAAUGAUGCAAUGGAUAUACCUAACAAAUACGAAGGGAGAUUCCCAGUAAAAAUGAUGCCGUUUCAGUUGCAUUCACUUAUCAGAGAGGCUUCUUGUCUAGUUAAGUGCUUGUGUGUUUAUAAGGGCUUUGGAUUUUCCAUGGAUGUUCCAAGUUCUUUACCUAAUCUGGUGAUGGGUGAUGAGAAGAGAACCUAGUCGACUUUUCUUCAAAAGAUAAGGGUCGGGUCGGGUUAAUUCUAUCCUAGGGAGUGAGCAACACGUGCAUGACGUAGACGAGGGAAUGGGUAAAAAUGACCCAUUUACAAUGAUAUAUAGUUGUUUAGUGGGGUGAUAGGACACUUUUAAAAUUUAGGUGUCUUUAUGAAAAUAUGGAACAACUUCGAUGGUGUAUUUAUGUCUUUACACUCUACCAAAAUGAUCCCUUAGUAUUUUGUCUCCUACAUCUUAAGUCUCGUAAUAUUGUAAUAUGAGUUUGAACAAUGCACACUUUAACUCGUCAAUUUUUG